Molecule: messenger RNA, 1123 nt
Organism: Castor canadensis (American beaver)
Lineage: Eukaryota; Metazoa; Chordata; Mammalia; Rodentia; Castoridae
Source: RefSeq, a predicted model, not a curated record
UCUGAGCUCUUCACUCUGACCUAUGGAGCUCUUGUCACCCAGCUGUGCAAGGACUAUGAAAAUGAUGAAGAUGUGAAUAAGCAGCUGGACAAAAUGGGCUAUAACAUUGGAGUCCGACUGAUUGAAGAUUUUUUGGCACGGUCAAAUGUCGGGAGAUGCCAUGACUUUCGGGAAACUGCAGAUGUCAUUGCCAAGGUGGCGUUCAAGAUGUACCUGGGUAUCACUCCAAGCAUCACUAAUUGGAGUCCAGCUGGUGACGAAUUCUCCCUCAUUUUGGAAAAUAACCCUUUGGUGGACUUUGUGGAACUUCCUGAUAACCACUCAUCCCUUAUUUAUUCCAAUCUCUUGUGUGGGGUGUUACGGGGAGCCUUGGAGAUGGUCCAGAUGGCUGUGGAGGCCAAGUUUGUCCAGGAUACCCUGAAAGGAGAUGGUGUGACAGAAAUCCGAAUGAGGUUCAUCAGACGGAUUGAAGACAAUCUCCCAGCUGGAGAAGAAUGACCAUCCCCAGGACUUGUGGGUAGCCAGCAGGAGCAUUUGCUGGAAUCAGAAAGGCUCCAUCCACCAGUUGCUCCCUGGAACUCAGUGACUCUUCAGUGUGGAUGUUAUAUAUUCUUUGUUUCCAUUCUCCAUGCUAAUAAAGAGCAGACUGAUACAGUCCAUUUAUCCCACAAGUAUGCACAUUCAGAAGGGAAAUUCUUUGCUCCCUUUCCCUUCAAAGGGGCUGAAUAUAAUUGUCCUUGGUUGGACUAGAAAGAGCUCAAACCAUUUUACAUUCCUGUGAAUUUUCCAAUGCAAAACCCACUUUGACCCCAUUAAGAGACAAGCCUGGCACAUCUAUUCCUAGGCCUUCAUAAAGCCAUUGGCAAAUGGCUGUAGGGAAUAUGGGGUCGUGGGGGGAGGCAGGAGGGCUGGGAGGUAGAAAUUGCUAGCCGUAGCGUGACAUGCUGUAGUGCCUGCCAGGAAAUGGGGGCCAGUUAUGCUGGAAACACCGACUUCUGGGAAGCCACCCAGGUCUCAUUCCUCCCUGCUGUUUGGAGGCAACAUCUCCUCUUUUUACAGAGGGUCCAUCCUUUUUCUUACAAAUUCUUCAAUAAAGACACAUUCUUGAGUGAAAUCCUGAUCA